AGUUCUUAUUUUUGAAUGCAACCUAACAAGUAAUAUUAAAUAUUUUUGAUACUUUCGAGGAAUUCAAAAUAAAAAUAUGAUCUUGGUCAACUGAAGUAUGACUUACACAAUAUGUUUACUAAUAUUUUUGGCAUUAGCAGCAACAGCCCAGAAGUACGAUUUAGAGCAACGAUCCAACAAGCUGUUCGGAAAAGGUUUGAGUCAGGUCUUACAAGAAUUCAGAGACUCGCCCGAAUAUUCGAAAAUUUUGGCGCAAAAAGUAUCAAAUUGGAAGAAAAGCGCUAACAUGAUAUUUUUCUCGUUGUUCGAAGACCAAACUAAUAAGUUCAUAAAGGACGUCGAAAAUCUGGAUAAUGUUGAGAUCGCCAUUAACACUAGACGAAAUAUGGAAAAAAAUAAAACCAUAUUCGAACUGUUGGAUGAACAUUCUUAUGGGAAAUUUACAUCGGAUGAAGUGUCCAAGUUAAAAAAUCUUGCAUACGAACAUUUUAACAUGUUUCUGCAGUUAUACAUGGAGGCCUUGUCGCCUGGCUCUUCAAACAGCAGCAGAAAUUCACUGAGAUCCAAACAUGAGCCCCAGUUUUUAGAAAAAGGAAAACGAUUGGUACUCAAUAAUUCACAGAUGCCAAAGAUGGAAGUGCCAAAAAUACCAAAACAUGAGAUGCCUAGGAUGCAACAAAAACAAACAGAAUCGCCAAAGAUACCGAGGAUGAAGCAAAAAGAGAGGUUACCCGAGCAAAAAGUGCCCAAAGAACCAGAGAUACCGAAGCUAGAAUUACAAAAGUUACAGAAGCAAGAGAUUACAAGUAUGGAAAGAUUGUACGAGCAUAAAGUACUCAAGAAACCGGAGAUGCCGAAGCUAGAAUUACAAAAGUUACCGAAGCAAGAGAUGACAAGGAUGGAAAGAUUGUACGAGCAAAAGGUGCUCAAGAAACCGGAGAUGCCGAAGCUAGAUGUACAAAAGUUACCGACGCAAGAGAUGACAAGGAUGGAAAGAUUGUACGAGCAAAAAGUGUUCAAGAAACCGGAGAUGCCGAAGCUAGGAGUGCUUAAGAAACCGACGCCCAAAUUGCAACAAAAUCAGGAAAACGAAAGGUCGGCCAGGCAAAAAUUGCCCAAGGAACUAGUGAUGCCAAUGUUAAAAGCGUCAAAGGUGCCAGAGAUGCUGAACCAUGAGUUGCAGAAACAAGCUGGGGUGUCCAAGCUAGAAUUCUUCAGGAACUAG
Messenger RNA from Aricia agestis (brown argus), 1225 nucleotides. Its product is annotated as protein PELPK1-like. The coding region runs from base 98 to 1225 and encodes 375 amino acids. The transcript has 6 exons. Lineage: Eukaryota; Metazoa; Arthropoda; Insecta; Lepidoptera; Lycaenidae. The record is from RefSeq and is a predicted model, not a curated record.